UUUUUUUGUGUUAGUGCUCUUAAUAUUUUUUGUGAGGAUUAUUCUAAUUUGUGGAGGAUGUCUCGUCGUGGGAUACAGUGCAGGGCGUCCCGCUCUCCUCCUGGGGAUGAGGUGAUUCCCACCGGCGGUGUCUCCUUUGUGAUUCGCCCAGUAUCGGUGAAUGGAUUGGGUCGACAGACAGCUCGGCGAUCCCGUGUUUCGAUUCAUGUGGGUCGUCAGUCGACUCGUCGAUCUCGUCGCUUUACGCCCGGGGAUUGGAGUGACAGGCUCUCCAUUUCCCCUCCUGUGGCCCUUUGGUAUCGACGUAGGUUGGGGCUAUCGGCGUCCGUUACCGCCGCCUUGUUGGUGGGACGGGCUAGACGGAUUUUGGAAGGAUCGGGUGAGUCCCCUUUUCGUUAUGUGGACGUUCCGACUGCCCAUUGUCCUUUUGCGGAGCGUCAGGCCUGGACUCUCUUCGACCGCGUCGGUCUCGUGAACCCGCGGGCUGGUGGCCGUUCUGUGCGCUGUUCUGCUGGCCAUUGUCCAGCUGCUGAGCGUGAGGUUCGGGCCAUCGGUGAUGACAACUCCCAGGAUGGUGGCCAUUCUAAACGACCUUUGCCCGUGGUGCCUGGACCGUCUUCCCUCAGCUGGGGUGGUUCUCGCCCAAGUGCUGGGCAUCCUCGAGGUUCCGGCCGUCGACGAGGAUCCAGGUGUCGUUUCCCAGAACCCCGACAGUCGUCGGUGGUUCCGUCUGGUUCAGCUGUUGCUCCUUAGCUGGAUCGUCUUCGCGGUGUUUGAGGCUGAGGAAAUCCUCGCGGUUCUUCUGUUGCGGCCAUCGUAUUGACCUACCCUGGUUUACUCCGUCCAGGACUUAUAUUUUUUUUUCUUCUUCUUUGAUAAAUA
Messenger RNA from Diachasmimorpha longicaudata, 882 nucleotides. RefSeq lists its product as uncharacterized. NCBI's taxonomy places the organism in Eukaryota, Metazoa, Arthropoda, Insecta, Hymenoptera, Braconidae. The coding region runs from base 58 to 753 and encodes 231 amino acids. The record is from RefSeq and is a predicted model, not a curated record. The transcript is spliced from 3 exons.